Homo sapiens (human) is the source of this 885-nucleotide messenger RNA. RefSeq lists its product as uncharacterized. The record is from RefSeq and is a predicted model, not a curated record. The transcript is spliced from 3 exons. Lineage: Eukaryota; Metazoa; Chordata; Mammalia; Primates; Hominidae. The coding region runs from base 1 to 750 and encodes 249 amino acids.
AUGGUCGGGGACAGUGGGGGUGGUGGGCCCUGGGCAGUAGGGGUGGUGGUGUUAGUGAAAGCUCUUGCCUUUUUCUGGGGCACCGUCUUCUCCUUCUCGUCACCCCGGGCAGUGCCCCUGGGCUCCUCGGCUGCUGCGGGCCUGGGCCACCCGUGUCAGCGCGGCCCUGCUGACAGCGCAGUUCACACCCGGGGCGGCCGCGGCAGGUGCAGUGCGAGGGGCGCCACCUGUAGGCUGGUGUGGGCACUGCCUAGAGGUUGCUGUGGCGCCGUCUGGAGGUUGCCGUGGCUCUCGUUGGCGCCCAGCGCCGCGCCCGGGGCUUCAUGGCUGUGUCGCUGCUGCCCCCUCCCAGGGCCGCAGGGCCCGGGUUCCACUUGGCGGCGUCUUCUCGCGAGUCGCUUUCGCUGCUCCAAGAAGUCGGCGGUGCAGCAACUGACGCCGCUGCUGCUCCGGUCGCCGCAGGUCGCCAUAUUCCUCGCGGGGGCCGGCCGGGCUCUCGGCUCAGGCCGCCCACCCUGCUCCGGCCGCCGCCGCCUCUCCGUUCCCGCAGCCAGAGGAGGCGAGGGAGCGACCUCCAGGCACUGGGCGCCCGCCGCUUCCCCAGCAGCCGGCGGGGCGGGGAAGAAAGACGCCAGGAAGCGGAAGGCCCCCGCCGGCCCGAGGGUCGCCCGGGGCUGUGCCCCAUGGUUCCUGGCCCGCGAGCAGCUGCUGGGACCCCCCCUUGCCAAGUUGCUCCCCGAAAAGCUCUAAGGUUCUCAGGCCUGCAGGGAGUGACAGUUUCCCCCUGACUGUAACGUAUGAUCUCGUGAAACCUUGAGAGAAACUGAAUGACGAAUGAAACUAUUGUUCCUGUUUCACACAGAAGAAAACUGAGGUUAAAAGGGG